GCCGCCCUAUAUAAAUACGUGGCCGAGGCCGUCUGGUCAGUUUUUCCCGUGCUUUCUUGCCCCCAACCCACCACCGCGCUCGCCCGCGACUGUCACUCCUUGAACACUAGAUCGUACAUAUAGAACAAUGGCCGUCCUCGCUCGCAUCGCCACAUCUAUCCUGUUCGUUGCCGCUGCCCUCCCGGCUGUGCUUGCCCACUCCGGAAACGGCAACGCCAGCAACUGUGCCUCGCACGAGUUCUGGUUCUCGCGCAAGAGCUGCUGCGUGACUCGCGGCGGCGACAGCCACAACCAUGGCAUCCCGCCCCGCGGUAACGAGUGCCCGCGCCAGUGGUACUGGCACAACAGCAUCGGAUCCUGCGUCCCCACGCAGGACCACGACCAGGAGCCUGAUUGCACGCACACCAGCCACGGCAGCGGCUGCAAGUGGAGCAACGACCACGGCUACUGUGUCCCCCCUACGACUACUACGUCCACGACGCCGCCCACUACCACUACCCUUACCCCGUCGGGUGGAUUCAACCACGGCCACGGCAACGGUCACCACCGCGGCAGGCGCUCUCUCGCCAACCGUGAGGUCUCCAGCUGCCCCAAGGGUCUCACUGCGUGCCGCAUCGCUGGCCUGACUAGCGACGACUUCGACUGCACGGACAUCACGACGGACCUCACCGCUUGUGGUGGUUGCCCCUCCCAGGGAGAGGGUCAGGACUGCACGGCUAUCGAGGGUGCCUGGAACGUUCAAUGCUCUGCCGGCGCGUGCGAAGUCCUCACUUGCACGGCUGGCUACACCCGUUCGCUGGACGGCACGAGCUGUGUUGCCCUUUAAGCGGGAUGAUACCCAAUCCCAUGGACCAUCUAUGAAGGCCGAUUACUAUCCUUCUGUCUAUCUUUCUCUCCCGACAAUCGCCAAAUUGGUUGGCUUGACUGGACUUCUGACGCCUGUACGUAUGUUAGGCUAGUUUAUUGGUACCUUUUGUGUCGUGGGCUGUAUGUCUAUUCGUGCCGUUGUGCUCUACGUUGCACCCCCUGUUGAUAGCAUCUGUAGCCACGGUGUUACGGGCUCCGCUAGAAUCUAUGCCGGUUCUCGCAUGGUUUAAGCGCAUUCCUUGCUGUUGUACAAUAUGCAGGACGGCCUUUGGCAAUCACAUUUCACCUUGGCGUUGCCGAACGAAGCCGGUCGCGAAUACCGGUAAUGCUUACAAGGUCAGCGGCAUCCUCUCCAGCAUCUCUUCGCCUGCUGAUUUGUCGGCCUAGU
This is a messenger RNA of Schizophyllum commune H4-8, 1255 nucleotides long. RefSeq lists its product as uncharacterized. The transcript has 3 exons. The coding region runs from base 128 to 826 and encodes 232 amino acids. NCBI's taxonomy places the organism in Eukaryota, Fungi, Basidiomycota, Agaricomycetes, Agaricales, Schizophyllaceae. The record is from RefSeq and is a predicted model, not a curated record.